AUGGCGGCUAAGGAAUUUGAGGAUACCUGGGCAUACAAUACAAUCGGUUCGCCCUUUCCUGAUAACCCUGUAAGGGUUAAGGGUCAGCAAAAUAUGUAUGUGGCACUAUGGUACAAAUUUGGUAAACCAAUACAUGGGCGAGCAUGGAACAACAACGGGAAUGUUGAAUGCUCCUUUCCUUACAGUAAAGUAGAACUAACCGGAGCUCGUGAUCUAGGAGGUCAGAUUCAAAUAUUGACUUGUUCCGAGCAAGAUCCAGUGGAACAGUUUAAAAAGGCUGGAUUCUGGUAUGAGUGGCGUCCUUAUAAAGACCGAGAAAAUGAUAGAUUGCUACAACUGGUUCAUUGUGGUGAGUCGGCCCCGAUGCUGAUGAGAGCUAAAGAUGGUAAAACUUUACUUGGAUACGUGGAUUUAGGCAAAGAGGUUGCCAAUGUUGGUUACAAAGGCAAAAAUGAAACUUUGUCUGGUGGUGAUAUUCAGAACCUAUUAGUACUGUUUCGGAAUAUCAAAGCUCCACCUUAUAUAAGGAUUUAUGAUGAUACUUGGCUUGAUCUGAAAUAUCGCGACACAUUUCCGACAUCAAAGAAUCCUAUUGCUGGUGCUGGUCGAAAAUUGAAAAAUGAUGAUGGAACUGAAUCGUUUAGCUACGUAGCAUUGUGGUAUAAACAUGGUGAACCAGUUUUCGGACGAGCUUAUCCAGAUUCAGCCGGUAAAACAUUGGCUAGUUUUGGUUGGAAUGGCCAAGAAAAUGCUGGCGCAGAAAUCGGCUCUAUGCAAAUGAUUGUUGUGCCACAGCCAGAAAAUCUUGGUUUCGAAUAUAAAUGGCUACCAUAUAAAGAAGUAAAGAGCAAAGCAGGAGCAUUCAAACCCGUGCAUGUCGGAGAAUGUACUCCUUGUAUACUGAAGACUAAAAACGGAGGUGAACUACUUGGAAAUUUGCAUAUGCAAAUGGAAAAAGCAACAGCUGGAUUUGGUGGAAAAGAUGCAGCCGUGGUUGGACCAGCCGUAAUGGAUUUCUUAGUACUGUGCCGUAAUGGACUGAAAUAA
Thelazia callipaeda (thelaziosis nematode) is the source of this 1047-nucleotide messenger RNA. The record is from the annotation of a GenBank genome assembly. NCBI's taxonomy places the organism in Eukaryota, Metazoa, Nematoda, Chromadorea, Rhabditida, Thelaziidae.